Messenger RNA from Exophiala spinifera, 339 nucleotides. RefSeq lists its product as uncharacterized. Gene Ontology annotation, biological process: oligosaccharide catabolic process. The coding region runs from base 1 to 339 and encodes 112 amino acids. The transcript has a single exon. Gene Ontology annotation, molecular function: alpha-amylase activity. The record is from RefSeq and is a predicted model, not a curated record. NCBI's taxonomy places the organism in Eukaryota, Fungi, Ascomycota, Eurotiomycetes, Chaetothyriales, Herpotrichiellaceae.
AUGGACAACAUUCGCAAGCUGGCCAGAGACCACAGUCGCGCCCCUAUGCAGUCGACCAGCGGCGCCCACGAGGGCUUUAUCACCUCCACCACGGGGCCUUGGAUGCGCAUCAAUGACAACUAUGCCGAAAUCAACGUUGGAAGGCAGAUUGGCGACAAGGACAGCGUGUUGCCCUUCUGGAAGAACCUCCUUCGACUUCGGAAGAACCAUGCCGAUCUCUUUACCUACGGCGAGUUUCGCCCCGCGGACGCCGGGGACGACAGCGGGUUGGCCUGCUUUCAAAAGGCAUCUAGCCACAGUGAAGCUCUGGUUCUGCUCAAUCUGUCUUUGGACCUGUAG